Capsicum annuum is the source of this 546-nucleotide messenger RNA. RefSeq lists its product as uncharacterized. The transcript is spliced from 3 exons. Lineage: Eukaryota; Viridiplantae; Streptophyta; Magnoliopsida; Solanales; Solanaceae. The coding region runs from base 1 to 546 and encodes 181 amino acids. The record is from RefSeq and is a predicted model, not a curated record.
AUGGGUAGUGUAGCGCAUGUAGAAAAUGAUAAGAAAGAGUUAGCCCGUGACGUAUAUCGCUUUGCUAGGUUAGGAUUUAGGUUGUUUGGUGAUGCUGAGGCCCCAUUUGAAGCUCUUUAUGGAAGGAGUUGUAGAUUGCCCAUAGGUUGGUUUGAAGUUGGUGAAGCUACUGUGACUGGACCUGAUGCUAUGUUUGAAGCUAUGGAAAAUGUAGCUUAUGAGUUUGAUUUGCCCGCGGAGUUGUCUAAUGUUUACCCGGUUUUCCAUGUAUCCAUGCUUAAGCGAUGUAUUGGUAACUCAGUUGUAAUUGAACCUUCCGAGGAUUUGGAUAUCCAGAAUAAUCUUUCAUUUGAGGAAUUUCUUGUUGAGAUUCUAGAUUUUCAAGUUUGGAAGCUAAGAAGCAAGGAAGUUCCUUUAGUUAAAGUGUUUUUGCGAAAUCAAUCCGUCGAGGGUGCGACAUGGGAGGUAGAAGCGGAAAUGCAUACCAAAUACCCUCAUCUUUUCUCUAUGAAUCCGGAACGUGUCCAAGGUAUCAUUCUCUUUUGA